Alternaria atra is the source of this 1545-nucleotide messenger RNA. RefSeq lists its product as uncharacterized. Lineage: Eukaryota; Fungi; Ascomycota; Dothideomycetes; Pleosporales; Pleosporaceae. Gene Ontology annotation, molecular function: FAD binding. The transcript is spliced from 5 exons. The coding region runs from base 1 to 1545 and encodes 514 amino acids. The record is from RefSeq and is a predicted model, not a curated record.
AUGAAGCUCCUCGCACCGACCGUUGUUGCAUCUCUGGGAUUAUGCGCCGAAGCUACCCAAUUCGGUGCCAUCAAGGACGUGGUUCUUGGCAGCAAGAACGAAACUUGCUGUUCAUCGCUGAAGGAUGCUGGGCUGGCAAACAUCUUUUACGAAGAUGAUGAACAGUACAAAAUCCGGACGGCAUCGUACUGGUCCGUGAGCGCUCAACUGCAUCCCAAGUGUAUUGUUCAGCCGGUAUCUACCGAAGAGGUAUCUACGGCUGUCAAAACACUAGGUGCGCGAAGCAACUGCAAAUUUGCUGUGCGAAGUGGUGGCCAUGCAACCUGGGCUGGCUCCAACAACAUCAACGAUGGAGUGACGCUUGACCUCGGUCUCAUGAACGCAACCGUCUAUGACGAGGCAGCAAAUCUCGCACGUUUCCAGCCCGGAACCAGGUGGGGUGGUGUGUACGGCGCCCUUGAGCCUCAUGGAGUCACCGUCGCAGGUGGUCGAGCGAGCAGUGUUGGCGUAGCCGGUUUCCUGACAGGAGGAGGAAACUCUUUCUACACUGCUCGCCGAGGUUUCGCCUGUGACCAGGUACAGAACUUUGAAGUUGUUCUUGCCGAUGGCGAAAUCGUCAACGCAAACGCUACGUGUAACGAGGAUCUUUUCCGAGCCCUCAAGGGUGGCUCGUUCAACUUUGGCAUUGUAACCCGUUAUGACAUGGAGACUUUCACCGCUGGAGACCUUUGGGGUGGCUCGAGAAUCCACACCAAGAACUAUACACAGCAACACAUCGACGCCUACACGGCAUGGGUCGACAACGUCGAGAACUACCCCGACGGCUCCAGUAUUGUCUUUUGGAGUUAUCUUCCCGCCAUGGAGGAUAUUGUUAUUAUUGCUGCGUACGAAGACGUCGCUGGCAAUGUGGCUCCCGCAGGCUUCGACAAGUUCAUGGCUAUUCCAGCCAUUGCUGACACUACGAGGAAAGCAAGCCACAAGAACCUCACUGACGAGCUCGAGCAACCUACUGGAUACCGUGACAUCUGGUUUACCAUGACUUUCAAGAACAACCCCACCGUGUUCAAACACAUUGUCGAUGUCCACACCAAGUUUGUCGAUGCAUGGAAGGCGGAUAACACCGACCACGACUUUAUUACCCAAUGCAUGUUCCAAGCCAUUCCGACCAUCUUUUCCAAGCACAGCGCGGAGCGUGGAGGCAACGUCUUGGGUCUGGAGCUUGUCAAGGACAACGCCAUCAUGCUCCUUUUCGAUAUUGCUGUCAAGGGAGAAGAGACCGAAGUUCGAGCGCGAGAGGCACUCAGGGCCGCCACUGAAGAAAUGCAAAAGUUUGCUGCUAGCCAAGACGCUCUGGUAGACUGGCAGUACCUGAACUACGCCGAUUCGUACCAAGACCCACUCAGUAGCUACGGCGCUGCAAACGUUGCUAAAAUCCGGGCCGCUGCCAAGAAGUACGACCCCAUGGGCAUGUUCCAGACUCAAGCUCCCGGUGGUUUCAAGAUAUCUAAGGUUAAGAACUCUACUUCUUCGAAGAAGGAGCUAUAA